UCUAAAAAAGAAAAGGUUUAAUUGUUGAAUAUAUAGCCUGAAUUAACAUUAACAACAAAAACCAACAACAAUAGAAAGCAACUCACACAUUCUGGUCACCCAUUAGAGAAUAUAUAUUUAUUUUUCAUUUCCCACUUAUACAAGAGAAACAAUGGGAUCUAAAUGUAAAAUAUAAGUUAUAACAUAUCCUUUGAAAGUACUUUUAUUUUAUAAUAGAGUACUAUGAGAUUUAUAAUAACAAGGUGUAUAUUUCUUGUUUAGUUAUAAUAAAUGUUGAAGCUUACCAGUUUUAUACACAGUUUAAUAAUAAUGUAUGAUCUAUGACGGAAGAACACUUUAGUGAUAGAGUGUGUUUCAUAACAAAAGUUAAAAGCUGCUUUAUAAGAGGAGGAAAAGAGAAAUAUGUGGAGAGAAAAGGUAAUAUAUGAAUCAGGGAGAAAUAAGUCUAUAAUCCACAAAAAAAAUGAGUUGGAGACUUACUGGGAGGCUGAGAAGCAACAGCAUUAACAGGACUAGAUAACAAUAAGACAGAUAUCAAGCCUUUGUGCAAAUAUUCUGUAUUGUAAAUGGGGUUUUUCCACAAAUAUCUUGUUCUAUUUUCAUCCCAGAAAUUCUGUCUUUUUUCCAGCAGAAAGUCAAUCAUAUUUUUGGCUUAAUGGCUCUUAUAUAAUGGAUGUUUUCUAACUUCUCUACUUUAUUCAUCCGUCAGUAUUUACCAAAAUCACAAAAUUCAAUACCAUCAGUCCAAAAUCAGAUAACAAUAAGACCAAUAUCAGUCCUUUUUGCAAAUAUUCUACAUUUUAAAUGGGGCUUUUCACAAUUAUUUUGUUGUAUUUUCAUCCCAGAAAUUCUGUGUUUUUCCUACCAGAAAGUCAAUCAUAUCUGAUAGGAAAAGACUGUCACGUCACACUAAACGUUGUGAGUUUUUAGCUGUUAACCGCUCUUUAAGACAGGGUGAUCUACUGCAAUACAACUCCCAAACUCACAACUCUACACAUUAACAACUCCCAAAACAUCAGAUAGAAUUUGUCGCUUGCUAAAAAUGGAUGAUACUCCUCUUCGUAGCAUUAGCCUGCUCUAGUUAUGCUGAGACUGCUCAAUGCAGAGCUCCAUUGAGAAUAGGUUUAAAGGGGUUGAAUGCCUUCUGCUGAGGCAGGGCAUCUACCGACCACUCUUUACAUGCACUCUGGCGUGGCCCGCUGGCCUUUGUGUCACCCAACAAUGAUGGCACUGGAGCACCACAGCCAGGGAGAGAUCAUUGUUCAGUUCAGCCAAUGGGAAAGCAACAAAUAGACGUUUAUGUGAUGUGUGAGUUUCUGUGCAUAUGUGUGUAUGUGCAUGGUAAUGCAAAGGUGAAUGCAUGUAGAGUCUUUCACACCGAGCUUUUGCAUCUACUCUGUGACGAAGUGGAGGGGGACGUCACACAAAGAAAGAGCCAAUCAGACAUUAGCUGUUUGGAUUUAUGCCAGGGUUUUUAGGCUUGUAAGACUUUAGUACAAGUGGCAAAAGCCGGUUUUAAAAAAAAAAAAAGUCAGCUGAGACGAGAUGCCCUAUACACCGUCUGGCUUUUUUUGUGACCGGUUGAUCCGGGAGAGGGAGAGGAGAGACGGGGAAGGGUCUCUGAACAAGCCCGUCCGCUUCAACGGCCAGGACUUCGGUAACCUGAGACAGGAGAGUCUUCAGAGGAAGAGCCUGUUUGAGGAUGAGUCUUUCCCGGCCACUGUGGAGUCUUUGGGCUUCAAGGAGCUCGGACACAAGUCCAACAAGGUCAAGAACAUCGUCUGGAAGAGGCCCAAGGAAAUCUGUGAGAACCCUCAGUUCAUUGUUGGAGGAGCCAGUAGGACAGACAUCUGCCAGGGAGAUCUUGGUGACUGCUGGCUGCUGGCUGCCAUCGCUUGUCUCACCUUGAAUGAGAAGCUGCUGUACCGUGUUGUUCCUCAGGAGCAGAGCUUCUCAGAGGGCUACGGAGGCAUCUUCCACUUCCAGUUCUGGCGUUAUGGCGACUGGGUCGAUGUGGUCAUCGAUGACCGUAUCCCAACCUUCAACAACCAGCUGGUCUUCACUAAGUCCGCUGAGAGGAACGAGUUCUGGAGCGCCCUGCUGGAGAAAGCCUACGCCAAGCUGCACGGCUCCUACGAGGCCCUGAAGGGAGGAAACACCACGGAGGCCAUGGAGGAUUUCACUGGCGGAGUCACUGAGUUCUACGAGAUGAAAGAAGCUCCCAAAGAACUCUACAAGAUCAUGAAGAAAGCUCUGGAGAGAGGCUCCCUCAUGGGCUGCUCCAUUGAUUCACUGGUUCCAGCUCGCUUUGAGACUCGUACUGUGACGGGACUUGUGAAGGGUCACGCCUACUCUGUGACGGCAGUGGAGGAGUGCAAAUCGUCUCAGCACAAGGAGACUAAAGUCCGUCUGGUGCGUCUCAGGAACCCGUGGGGUCAAGUGGAGUGGAACGGCCCCUGGAGUGACAACUCUAAGGAGUGGGCCACACUGUCCAAAUCUGAAAAAGAGAAGCUGCAGCACCAGAGUGCCGAGGAUGGAGAGUUCUGGAUGUCAUUUGAGGACUUCAAGAAGAACUACACUAAGAUUGAGAUCUGUAACCUCACCCCUGACGCUCUGGAGGACGAUAAGAUUCACAAGUGGACCGUUUCUGUGAACGAGGGUCGCUGGGUGAGAGGCUGUUCUGCUGGAGGCUGCAGGAACUACCCAGACACUUUCUGGACGAACCCUCAGUACCGCCUGCGUCUGCUGGAGGAGGACGACGACCCCGAGGACAACGAGGUGGGCUGCACCUUCGUGGUGGCUCUGAUGCAGAAGAACAGGCGGAAAGAGCGCAAGAUGGGAGCCAACCUGUUCACCAUCGGAUUCGCCAUCUAUGAGGUGCCAAAGGAGAUGCACGGGAACAAGCAGCACAUGCAGAAGGACUUCUUCCUGUUCAACUCCUCCAAAGCUCGCUGCAAGUCCUACAUCAACCUGCGCGAGGUGACCCAGCGCUUCCGGCUGACCCCCGGGGAGUACGUCAUCGUCCCCUCCACGUACGAGCCGCACCAGGAGGGAGAGUUCAUCCUGCGAGUCUUCUCUGAAAAGAGGAACACCUCAGAGGAGAUAGAGAACAGGAUCGAGGCCGAUCAUCCAGUGCCGGCGCCGGCCUCAGCGGGGGAAGAGAGCGAGGAGGACCAGCAGUUCAGGACUAUUUUUCAGGAGAUAGCCGGAGAAGACAUGGAAAUCACAGCCAACGAACUGAAAAAUGUUCUCAACAGAGUGAUCACCAAACAUAAGGACCUGAACACAGAGGGCUUCAGCCUGGAGAGCUGCAGGAGCAUGAUUGCUCUGAUGGACAUGGAUGGGACAGGUAGACUCAAUCUUCAGGAGUUCAGACAUCUGUGGAAUAAGAUCAAACAGUGGCAGGGAAUCUUUAAGCACUAUAACGCCGAUCAGUCUGGUAGCAUCAACAGCUACGAGAUGAGGAACGCUGUCAACGAUGCAGGCUUCCGUCUCAACAACCAGCUGUACGACAUCAUCACCAUGCGCUACGCAAACGAGAACAUGAACAUCGACUUUGACAGCUUCAUCAGCUGUCUGGUUCGGCUCGAAGCCAUGUUCAGGGCGUUCCAGGCUUUUGAUCAGGAUGGAGAUGGUACAAUCAGGCUCAGUGUCCUGGAGUGGCUCCAGUUGACCAUGUACGCCUAAAAGGCCCAUCUUCCUCCAGGUGAGCUCCACUCCACACGAGGACCAGACCUGCCAGCCUUUACCUCAAUAUUCAGUGUGCCCGAUCGUCGUUAGCUCUCAUCCACUUCACCUGCAGCCCUCCCUCCCUUAGCUCUGCUCUUUGUUCAACAUGCUUCUUCCAGUUCAUAUUUUCUUCCUCUUCCUAGAUCUAUCUGCAUUUCUUUUUUUCUGCUCUUGUCCUUCCAUUAUCAUUGAAAUAUCAGUCUCUCCUUUCAGCCAUUAGCCUUUUUUUUUAAAGACACUUGUUCCGUACUUUUCUCAGGCAUCAAACACACACAACCUCGUCACAAUACCUCACAGAGCUCCUUCCCCCUGCGUUAUCUUCUUCUGUUAUCAAACUGAGCAGCAAGGGCAUUCUUCCUGUAUUCAUCCCAGUGAACUGGGCUCUCUGGUGGACAGCCAACAAGCUUGUGAAUCACUCCUUCACCUGUAAUAAAUUAGAUAAUACAGCUGUUACUUUAGACAUCAAGGCCUCCUGAACAAACAUCACUUUGCCCCCUUUUAACCCUGUUUUUAAUCACUUAUUUUUGUGAAUAAAAAUAUCCUGCUG
Messenger RNA from Centropristis striata (black sea bass), 4276 nucleotides. RefSeq names its product calpain 3a, (p94) (gene capn3a). The record is from RefSeq and is a predicted model, not a curated record. Bases 1546 to 3687 code for a protein of 713 amino acids. NCBI's taxonomy places the organism in Eukaryota, Metazoa, Chordata, Actinopteri, Perciformes, Serranidae. Gene Ontology annotation, biological process: negative regulation of apoptotic process; proteolysis. Gene Ontology annotation, cellular component: cytoplasm. The transcript is spliced from 21 exons. Gene Ontology annotation, molecular function: calcium-dependent cysteine-type endopeptidase activity; calcium ion binding.